Molecule: messenger RNA, 543 nt
Organism: Suillus clintonianus
Lineage: Eukaryota; Fungi; Basidiomycota; Agaricomycetes; Boletales; Suillaceae
Product: actin-related protein 2/3 complex subunit 3
Exons: 4
Coding region: 1-543 (180 amino acids)
Biological process (GO): Arp2/3 complex-mediated actin nucleation; regulation of actin filament polymerization
Cellular component (GO): Arp2/3 protein complex; cytoskeleton
Molecular function (GO): actin filament binding
Source: RefSeq, a predicted model, not a curated record
AUGCCUGCAUACCACUCUGCUUUCAAUGAGUUCCCUGAUGCAAUGCAAGCUGGCAACAUGUCCAUCUUGCCAAUCAGAACCAAAAUCCGUGGCCCCGCUCCCCUUGCCGAUCCAGAGCAAGGAGAUAUAGUAGACGAGACUCUUGACCUCUUUCGGGCCAAUUCACUCUUCCGCAACUUUGAGAUCAAGGGGCCUGCGGACCGACUGUUAAUCAUCCUGAUUCUCUAUAUCUCAGAUUGCUUGGCGAAGAUCGGUUCUGCUCGCACAGUCCCAACACAGAUUGAAGCAUCAAAGAUGUUGAAUACAUUAUCAGUAGACAAUUUCGCUAUCCCAGGCGAUGCUGGAUUCCCUCUCAACGCCCAUUAUGCCCCACCUCAGAGCAGAGCAGAUGCAGAGUAUCUGCGGACGUACUUGACGCAGGUCCGCCAGGAGCUGGCAGCUCGUUUGGUGGAACGCCUGUACGCUGACGGGACGGGCAAGCCAAGCAAGUGGUGGAUGGCAUUCCAGAAAAGAAGGUUCAUGAAUCGCAGCCUGGGCUCGUAA